Asparagus officinalis (garden asparagus) is the source of this 563-nucleotide messenger RNA. RefSeq names its product probable amino acid permease 7. Gene Ontology annotation, cellular component: plasma membrane. Bases 147 to 563 code for a protein of 138 amino acids. The record is from RefSeq and is a predicted model, not a curated record. The transcript has 4 exons. NCBI's taxonomy places the organism in Eukaryota, Viridiplantae, Streptophyta, Magnoliopsida, Asparagales, Asparagaceae.
AUGUGAAACACCGCCUAUAAUUUAGGCGGGUUAUGUGAAAUUAACCAAAUUGUUUAGGCAUAAAAUAUUAACGUUCAAAAACACUGAACACCUGCACCAAGAAAAGGAUAAGGCAAUAUUGGCAUCCAGAGCUGAAAAAGCUAGCAAUGGGAAGAGGAGGAGCAGGAACAGUGGUAAUAGCAGAAAAUAUUCCUCUGCUCAGAAAUCAUCAAAAAGAAUCAGAUGGCGAUCACAUCAAGAGAACUGGAACUGUGAAUACUGCCGUUGCUCACAUUAUAACCGCAGUGAUAGGAUCAGGAGUUCUAUCAUUAGCUUGGAGUGUUGCUCAAUUAGGUUGGAUUGCAGGUCCUACUGCUAUUCUCUUCUUUGCAGCAGUCACUUUAGUCAAUACCAGAUUGCUUGCUGACUGUUACAGAUCUCCUGAUCCUGAGUAUGGCCAUAUCAGGAAUUUAUCAUAUAUGAGCGCCGUGAAACAAACUUUAGGUGAGAAGAGUCUGUGGUUUUGUGCAUUCUUCCAGCAUACCGUCAUAUACAUUGAUAACUGUAAGAAGUUCCACCUGUAA